AUGAAGAAGCCUGUCAGUGCGCCGAGACGGGGAGAUCAGCCGUUAGCCGCAGCGUCAUCUGCGCCAAAAAGCAAGGAAGACAAAGCGCUGCUUGAAGAAAUAGUGGCACUAGGAGGCGACGAGCAAGACUUCGCCCUGCUUGCAGACCUUGACUCUGCAUCCGAGGACGAGGCGGCGGAGUCAUCAGCACUCCCGAUAGAUGACAAAGCACUUAAAGCGCUUGCCUCAGAUAUCAAGCAAUUUCUCAAGAGCAAUGCUCUCAAGGCAGAGCCCGUGCCAGACAUUGAAGCCUCGAGUACUUCUGCCAGUAGCGAGGACGAAGCCGCGCCGGAACCUGCAGUCAGCUCUGUCAAAACAAUCAAGCAAUCGCUUGAGAAAGGCAAGGGUAAGGCGCUACCCGAGCCUGCUCCCGUCGCUACCGCAAACUCAGGCUGGCUGGUAGACCCAAACCCGAGCUGGCACACGCUCGAGUUAGACGCUCUGCCUGCGCCAAGUACGAGCAACGGGCAUACAGACUCUGCAGAUGUCAAGCAAGCCCUACAAGCUCGAAGCGAAGUAUUGCUCGUCGAAGCAUCUCAGCAAUACAGCGACGCGCUCCUGCCCGAUUCCUCUGCCUCCAACCAUUAUGGCAAGACGGCCAAAUCGACUCUACGAACAGCCCGACAGAUCCCACUGAGCAACUCAGACAAGGCGUUUGUGUCGUCCAUACUCGAGUCGGGCACUUCAGCAGACAGGUUAUCCGCUUUACUCCUUCUUGCACAAUCUAGUCCCAUGCACUGCACACGCUACCUGCAGCAGAUCCUUGCACAAUGCCGCAAGAAGAGCAGGAGCGAAGCCGCGAAAGCGACUAGGCUCGUCAUUGAAUGGUGCACCAAAGCAUCGCCAUCCUGCCUUCUGCCGACAGAUCGCAAGCUGCGUUUGUUUGUCGACCAGCCAGGUCUGACGGCUCUCAUCGCGCUGUCGCACGACAAGACCGCCGGCAAGCAUCAGCGAAAGCUUAUAGAGCAAUAUCUACUGCUAUGGGCGUUCGAAGAUUGGCUCAAAAAGUGGUUCUUCGAGCUGCUGCAAGUCGCAGAAUCGUUCUCGAGUGAUCCUCUGCCUUUUGUCCGAGGUCAAGCGCUCGCUCACUUUGCUGCUUUGCUUGCUGCAACUCCCGAGCAAGAACAGAAUCUGCUCCGACUGCUCGUCAACAAGCUGGGGGACAACGACCGAGCGAUAGCUUCAAAGACAUCUCAUCUCAUACUGCAAACGCUCCAGACUCAUCCCAUGAUGAAAGCCGUCGUUGUGCGAGAGGUAGCAGAGAUAGUACUAAGGCCGAUGCCACAAAGUGCAAAGGACAAAGGUCCCCAACGGGGUGGGCAGCACAGGCGAUACUACGGCAUGAUCACACUCAACCAGAUCAUGCAUACUCGCAACGAGCAAGGUCAGCAAGUAGCAGACAAGGUACUCGAAGUAUGCUUCGAUGUCUUCCACGAGCUCGUUGGCGAUACGGCCGAAGAGGCAGCUCUGCCUGACAAGAAAGACAAAAAGCGAAAGAAAGGCCGCAAAACUUCAAACGUCCGUCCUGCUGAGGACACAGACGGCAAGAUGAUGGCUGCUGUUCUUACUGGUGUCAAUCGCGCUUUUCCUUACGCCUCAUCCGACAUGACGAUGCUCCAGUCUCGAUUGGAUCUGCUUUUCCGUAUUUGUCACAGUGGCAACGUCAACGUCUCCGUGCAGGCCAUGUCGCUUUUGAAUCAGAUUGCGAAGAGGAAUGAGACUAUCAGCGAUCGCUACUACAAAACUAUCUACAAUUCGCUCCUUGACCCCCGUCUCGUCAACACGACAAAACACGCAAUGUAUCUCAAUCUGCUCUUCAAGGCUAUGAAAGCGGAUGCAGUACCAGCGAGGGUACAAGCCUUCGUCAAACGUCUUGUGCAAGUGCUGUCGCUACACCAACCUCCCUUCGUCUGCGGAGCCCUGUAUUUGCUCGCAAAGCUCAUGCAAGUCACACCUUCGCUGCGGAGCAUGCUCACUGUUCCCGAAGAUGCGGACGCAAUCAUCGAAGCCGUCAAUGAGGGGGAGGAAGGCGCUCCUCAAACCGGAUAUGACGGCACAAAGCGAGAGCCUCGCUACGCACGAGCGCAAUCAUCAUGUCUCUGGGAUAUCCUCUAUCUGACGAAGCAUUACCAUCCGGCAGUCGCGCAGAUAGCAAGCUCAGUUCUCGAGGGCGAGGAAGUGCAGAUAUCUGGCGAACUCGAAAGCUAUACGAUUGUCCACUUCCUCGAUCAGCUGGCGUAUCGCGCUCCGAAGCAAAUCAGCAAGGCUAAAGGUGCUUCAGUCAUGCAGCCCGCUUCUGCAGAUCGCGAUGGAUUGUCUGUCUCGAACCGCAAAGGAUUAGGCCAGAAUGCUACCGUCAAUUCUGCCUCUUUCGUACGGCAAAAGGCAGACGAUGUCCCCGCUCAGGAGCGCUUCUUGCACACAUACUUCCGUCAGCGCGGCGUCAAGAACAAACAGGCAGACGAGGCUGCAUCUGAGGCAGGUAGUCUCGGCUCCGUCUCAUCUUUCGAAGAAGAUCUCAGUGAUGUCGAUCUCGACGAAGUGCCGAAUCUGGACCUGAGCGAAUCUGACGCCCAAUCCGAAGAAGGACAGGAAGGCGGCGAAGAGAGCGAACUGGAUGAAGAGGAAGUCUGGGCUGCAAUGCAGGCGACUAUGCCGCCCCUCGAUGAGCAGUCCUCCGACGCAGGCGAGGCUAGUACAAGUAUGAUCGACACGAGUGAUGUCGAUAGCAAAGCACUCAAGGGAGACGACGCGCUGCGGAUCGACAGUGACUUUGACGACGAGCUUGUCCUGAGCGAAGAUGCGCUGGAGUCCAGCGAAGAAGAGAAUGAUCUGGUGCGCGAUGAUGGCGAAGAGAGCGAUGAAGAGGGAGCUGCCUUGCUGGAAGACGAGGAGGAUGCUGUGCUGAGCAGCGAAGAGGAAGAAGCAGCACCGGAAGAGCCAGCUCGCAAGCGAAAGAAACGCAAGGCAGAUGUACCCACGUUUGCCGACGCAAGCGCUUACGCUCAUUUGCUCGGUCAAGACGAGAAGGAGGACGAGUAA
Mixia osmundae IAM 14324 is the source of this 3081-nucleotide messenger RNA. RefSeq lists its product as uncharacterized. The transcript is spliced from 4 exons. The coding region runs from base 1 to 3081 and encodes 1026 amino acids. Gene Ontology annotation, cellular component: nucleus. NCBI's taxonomy places the organism in Eukaryota, Fungi, Basidiomycota, Mixiomycetes, Mixiales, Mixiaceae. The record is from RefSeq and is a predicted model, not a curated record.